AUGGCCGCGCUGCCGGGUGGGGCCCACGCCGCCGGCGCCGCGGACCCGAUGCAGGUGGACCAGCCGCUCCCCGCCGCCGCCGCAGCGGCAGCCGCAGCACACGCCCCCGCCGACGCCAAGCAUGCUGGUUCUAUGAUUGAAGGGAGUGACCCAGUCACGGGUCAUAUAAUCUCGACAACUAUUGGAGGGAAGAAUGGAGAGCCUAAAAGGACUAUCAGCUACAUGGCAGAGAGAGUUGUGGGAACUGGAUCAUUCGGAAUCGUCUUCCAGGCAAAAUGUCUGGAGACUGGUGAGACUGUUGCGAUUAAGAAGGUUUUGCAGGACAAGCGCUACAAGAACAGGGAGCUGCAAAUCAUGCGAUCUAUGGAUCACUGCAAUGUUGUUUCCUUGAAGCAUUGCUUCUUCUCUACCACAAGCAGAGAUGAACUUUUCCUUAACUUAGUGAUGGAGUUUGUUCCUGAGUCACUAUAUCGUGUGUUGAAACAUUACAGCAAUAUGAACCAGAGGAUGCCGCUUAUUUAUGUUAAAUUAUAUACUUACCAGAUAUUUCGAGGUUUAGCCUAUAUUCACACAGUACCUGGAGUUUGCCACAGGGACGUGAAACCACAGAAUCUUUUGGUUGAUCCGCUGACUCACCAAGUGAAGAUAUGUGAUUUUGGGAGUGCCAAAAUGUUGGUCAAAGGUGAAGCAAACAUAUCAUAUAUAUGCUCACGUUAUUACCGUGCUCCAGAGCUCAUAUUUGGGGCAACUGAGUACACAACAUCAAUUGAUAUUUGGUCAGCUGGAUGUGUUCUUGCUGAGCUGCUUCUUGGCCAGCCUCUCUUCCCUGGUGAAAGUGCUGUGGAUCAGCUUGUUGAGAUAAUAAAGGUUCUUGGUACUCCAACACGUGAGGAAAUCCGAUGUAUGAAUCCAAACUACACCGAGUUUAGAUUUCCUCAGAUCAAAGCUCACCCAUGGCACAAGAUUUUCCACAAGCGGAUGCCUCCAGAAGCUAUAGAUCUCGCUUCACGUUUGCUCCAGUAUUCACCAAAUCUACGAUGCACUGCUCUUGAAGCGUGUGCACAUCCCUUCUUUGAUGAGUUGCGAGAACCACAUGCGAGGUUGCCAAAUGGACGGCCAUUUCCUCAACUGUUCAACUUUAAACAGGAACUAGCAAAUGCCUCCCCAGAGCUCAUCAACAGGUUGAUCCCAGACCAUGCUAGGCGGCAUCUUGGGCUCACUUUAUUGCCCACUACCGGACCAUAG
Molecule: messenger RNA, 1245 nt
Organism: Miscanthus lutarioriparius
Lineage: Eukaryota; Viridiplantae; Streptophyta; Magnoliopsida; Poales; Poaceae
Source: the annotation of a GenBank genome assembly